AUGAGCAAAUCCGAAUUUCACCGUGCCGAUGAGCGACGCUUCCUCGACGAGCGUGGCUCCUCAGGCCCGCUCGCUCCCAACGGCCUCAACCCGGCCACCAUAAUGGAGAAGGCGGUUCGCGAACGCAUCAUCGACAGUUACUUCUACAAGGAGCAGUGUUUCGGUGUCAACGAAGCAGACAUUGUGGAUCGUGUUGUCGAGCACGUUGACUUCAUUGGCGGCGUCUAUGGCACCGUCCAGAAGCCCUCGCCCUUCCUCUGCCUCGCCUUCAAGCUGCUGCAGCUCGCGCCCUCAGACGACAUCCUCAACGAGUAUCUACAAUUUGGCGGCGAAAAGUUCAAAUAUCUACGCGCGCUGGCGCUGUUUUAUAUCCGUCUCACGAGGAAGGACCAGGAUGUGUACAAGACGUUGGAGCCGUUUCUAGAGGACAGGCGGAAAUUGAGGAGGAAGGGUAGAAACGGCACUAGUCUGACGUAUAUGGAUGUCUUUGUUGAUGACCUAUUGACCAAAGAUCGCGUUUGCGCGACGAGUCUGUGGAAGAUGCGGAAGCGAGACAUCCUGGAAGAUCUGGACAUACUUGAACCACGGGUCAGUCCCUUGGGGAACAUAGAAGAUCUCUUAGAAGAGGAGGAUGAGGCAAUGCGCAAGGCAGAGGAAGAGCAGAAUAAUAACGGCAGCGAAAGCGAGGGAGAGGUCAGAUCAAGGUCACGGUCAAGAUCGCGUACGCUUAGGUCCAGGUCGAGGUCGACAUCUUAUUCGCGGUCCCGAUCGCCGGUGACGAGGAGAAGGUCAAGGACGAGAUCGAGGUCAAGAACACCGGAAGACCGCAAUGGCGGGGAAAGAAUGGAUAUCGACGGACCAGAGUAA
Neurospora tetrasperma FGSC 2508 is the source of this 867-nucleotide messenger RNA. RefSeq lists its product as uncharacterized. The coding region runs from base 1 to 867 and encodes 288 amino acids. The record is from RefSeq and is a predicted model, not a curated record. The transcript has a single exon. NCBI's taxonomy places the organism in Eukaryota, Fungi, Ascomycota, Sordariomycetes, Sordariales, Sordariaceae. Gene Ontology annotation, cellular component: precatalytic spliceosome.